AACUCUUUAUGUCUGCAUUUCCUCUAUAAGUCUUUAGAGAUUUUCCUUGAGAAGUAAUUUAACUUGUUCAAGGGCAAACAAUCAAAACAUAGCAGAGGUCAUGCUGACUGUCAAAAUCUCAAAGAAAUAAAAUAGCCUUUGCACAUAGCAUGUCCUUAAUAAGUGCUGAAAGGACUGACUGAUUGCUCCUUGUCCUACCUAGGUUACUGCCUCGAUGAACAAGUCUGAAAAUGUCCAAUUUCACCAGUGAGACUGAGUUUCUGCUCAUGGGGUUUUCUGACAUCCGAGAGCUCCAGAUCUUCUAUUCUUUCCUUUUGGGUCUCAUCUACUCUGCAGGCCUGAUGGGGAAUCUCCUCAUUGUCAUCAUCACCACCUUUGACAGGAGACUCCACACCCCCAUGUACUUUUUCCUGAGGAAUCUGUCCAUGGUGGAUGCCUGCUACCUCUCAAUAACUGUUCCCCAGGCAUCUUUUAACUCUCUGGUGAACAACAGGAUUAUUUCAGUUACAGGCUGUGCAACUCAGGUAUUCCUUGUAAUUUUAAUGGCAUAUGUAGAAGUAACUUUGCUCACCGUCAUGGCUCGUGACCGUUAUGUGGCCAUCUGCCACCCUCUGCACUACCCAGUGAUCAUGAGUCCCCGAGUCUGCCUGCAGAUGACCAUUACGUGUUUGUUGACUGGCCUCGAGUAUUCAGCUUUUCACACUGGCUACACGUUUCGCUUGUCUUUCUGUCAUUCCAAUGUGGUCCAUCAGUUCUUCUGUGACAUCCCCUCUCUGCUAAGGAUUUCCUGCUCAGACACUUUUAGCAAUAAGUUAUCCCUACUUGCUUCUGCACUCAUGGUUGGUGCUGGCUGUUAUGGCUUCAUCACUGCAUCUUACGUUCGUAUAUUUUCCGCCGUGCUCAAGUUUCCAGUGAAAGAAGACCAGAAAAAAGCCUUCUCGACCUGCAUCCCCCACAUCAGUGUGGUUUCUUUAUUUGUUAUUUCAGGCAUUUAUGUAUAUUCCCAACCACCUUCAGAUUCUGAAUCUCUCAAGGAUAUUAUUCCUUCUGUAUUUUAUACCAUAAUACCUCCUUUUCUGAACCCCAUUAUAUACAGUCUAAGAAAUAAGCAGAUAAAAGAUGCUAUGGGAAUAUUAAUGAAGAGAACCAUUUUUAUUAGAAAAUAAAGCAUAAACAGUAGUUCUCAGUGUUUUUCAACCUAGUUGAUCCAUUGAGGAAAACA
This is a messenger RNA of Monodelphis domestica (gray short-tailed opossum), 1222 nucleotides long. RefSeq names its product olfactory receptor 14C36-like. Gene Ontology annotation, cellular component: membrane. Gene Ontology annotation, molecular function: olfactory receptor activity; G protein-coupled receptor activity. Gene Ontology annotation, biological process: G protein-coupled receptor signaling pathway. The record is from RefSeq and is a predicted model, not a curated record. NCBI's taxonomy places the organism in Eukaryota, Metazoa, Chordata, Mammalia, Didelphimorphia, Didelphidae.